Messenger RNA from Penicillium daleae, 1416 nucleotides. RefSeq lists its product as uncharacterized. The transcript has 3 exons. NCBI's taxonomy places the organism in Eukaryota, Fungi, Ascomycota, Eurotiomycetes, Eurotiales, Aspergillaceae. The coding region runs from base 1 to 1416 and encodes 471 amino acids. The record is from RefSeq and is a predicted model, not a curated record.
AUGGUUUCGCAAUCACUCCUUCUGCUGUUCCCAGCGCUAGCGCUGGCAUCGAUCACUAUUGAGGAUCCCUCGGAUGUCAUCAAAUCCAAGUGGUGGACUAAAGACAAUGCGCUCCUUGCAGACUACAAUAUUCCGAUGACCAGUACUCAGCCUUCGGACAUCCAGGCAACCCACAAGUACGACGGUUCUAGCGUCAGCGCCAGUGUUGACCAUGUUACAUGGUCCGCUACCACAAAUGACACUAGUGUCCUACUCGUUGCCAAUGGUGCCGAGUUCAAUGGCUCGUACAUCGACUUCAAGAAGAGUGGAUACUCGACCAACCUGAACACGGCCAGUUUCUGGGGGUUUAAUGCUGCAAUCAACGUGGCCAAUGCAUCCACUGCCUACUUCGAUAAUGUCAAUGUCACUGUGCACAACGGAGCUGCUCAGUUCUAUUCAUAUGGAACUGACACUGUGGUCCACGUCAACAACUCUUGGCUGUACUCGUCUGGACCUGUCAGCCACGGCCUUUACGCCUCUGGAAAUGGUACAAUCAUCGGCCACAACCUCCAGGUCUACUCCGGUGGAUACCGCUCGUCUAGCUUCUCUGGUGACUCUCCCGGCGGCUACAUCCAUGUCUAUGAUAGCGUUGCUCAUGCAGCUGGCAUUGGCUCUGCCACCUUCUACUCCCUCGGUCUGAUCGAUGCCCACAACGUAAUCAGCGUUUCCGAGAAGGGUCCCGUUGUCUUCUCCGAUGGUCCCCAAACUACCAACCUGACCAACUGUGAUGCCACUGCUGGUCUGCUGGGUGGAGUUGUGAUCUUCAGCAGCUCGAUUCGUAACAGUGGUGCCAAACUCAAUCUGGUCAACACCAGGUUUACCACCCUCGGCAAGAAGGUCCCCGGUCUGUGGUUCGGCAACAUUAUUGCCAGCGCAAACUUGAACAACGCCCAGCUCAACACUGACUCCGGCAUCCUGGUGGUCGCCAACUACUCCCAGGUCACCCAGGACUUCGACUACUAUGCUGACUACGAGGACAACAACAGCCUGUCCCCUGCCGAGGUGACUCUGACCGUCACUGAGUCUGAUCUGGUGGGUGACUUGGUCGCUUACAACAAGAGCGUCAUCAGCUGGACUCUCAACGACUACAGUAGUUGGACUGGUUCUGCCUACUCUGGCUACGGAGAGGCCUACUUCGACGUUGCCCUGGAUGCUACUAGCAACUGGACUCUGACCCGGGAUACUACCCUGCAGAACUUUACCGAUACGCUAACAAGCCUAUCUAAUAUCCACAGCAAUGGCCACAAUAUCUACUACAACUCAAGCCUGAACAGCUGGUUGGGUGGUAAAACGGUUCGUCUGUCUGGUGGUGGUGCUGCGAAGCCAAUCUCUUCCAAUAGUCGUGUUCCCCGCGGAAUUACUCGCCGCCAACUGUGA